AUGGCGGAUAAUGACGGUCAAAGGAGGUGCAGCUUAGGCCAGCUAUUGCGACUUUGCUGCUGUCUCUUGUGUUGUUGGCCCUGCAUCCUCUGUGGACUCAAACUGCUCUGGAAUGACGCCACUGAGGAAUUAGCGCAGGAGGAGAAAGAAGCGCCGGAGGAGCAGGACGAGAAGGAGCCCGAGCAGAAGCUGAAAAAUGACCCGUCGCUCGUU
This is a messenger RNA of Mesorhabditis spiculigera, 213 nucleotides long. The record is from the annotation of a GenBank genome assembly. NCBI's taxonomy places the organism in Eukaryota, Metazoa, Nematoda, Chromadorea, Rhabditida, Rhabditidae.